This is a messenger RNA of Oryza brachyantha (malo sina), 1293 nucleotides long. RefSeq lists its product as uncharacterized. Bases 85 to 1011 code for a protein of 308 amino acids. The transcript has 7 exons. The record is from RefSeq and is a predicted model, not a curated record. Gene Ontology annotation, cellular component: chloroplast. NCBI's taxonomy places the organism in Eukaryota, Viridiplantae, Streptophyta, Magnoliopsida, Poales, Poaceae.
CCAAUUUCCAACGGCGCACGCCGCGCCACGGCCAGCCACUCGCUCUCCGCCUCCGCCGCCGCCGUGAAGGCCAAACCGGCGAGCAUGAUCUCGCUCCUCUCGCCCGCGCGGCUGCGCACCGCCAGCGCCAGUGCCAGCCCCUCCGCCGCCUCCGCUCCGCGCCGCCCGGCCGUCAUCCUCCCAGGGCUCGGGAACAACACGGCCGACUACGCGCGGCUCGCGGCGGCGCUGCGGGACGACCACGGCGUGCCGGCCGUCGCCGUCGCGCGGGUGUCGCGGCCCGAUUGGUUCCGCAACGCCGCCGGCCUCGUCGACCCCAACUACUGGCGGUGCACCCUCCGCCCGCGUCCCGUCCUCGAUUGGUACCUGAAAAGAGUCGACGGAGCGGUAUCUGAGGCGAGAGAACUAUGUUCUCCUAAUGAUGGCAUAUCAUUGAUAGGGCAUUCAGCUGGGGGCUGGCUAGCGCGCGUAUACAUUGAAGAAUUUGAUGCUUCAGACAUAAGUUUACUGCUCACACUUGGCACUCCUCAUUUACCACCUCCAAAAGGUGCAACUGGGGUAAUUGACCAAACUAGAGGACUACUGACCUAUGUUGAGAAGAAUUGUGCCCCGGCAGUUUACACAUCAGAACUAAAAUAUGUAUGCAUUGCGGGAAGGUAUAUUCAAGGUGCUCCUUUAACUGGGAACACCGCAACUUCGGAUGAGAUUGUCGCUGUGGACACUCCAUCAGAUGUAGCUGAAGCGGUCAUGGUCAGUACCAAUGACAAAUCUACUCCAUCAGGUCCAACCUUGAGAGCUCGUUUCAUUGGACAAGGCUACAAGCAGGUCUGUGGCCGUGCUGAUGUGUGGGGAGAUGGCGUCGUUCCCGAGGUGUCGGCGCAUCUAGAAGGUGCGCUGAAUAUAAGCUUCGACGGCGUGUAUCAUUCACCUGUAGGUUCUGAUGAUGAACAGAGGCCAUGGUAUGGCUCACCGGCGAUCCUCAAGCAGUGGGUACAUCAUCUCCUCAGUUGAUGCACAGAAGCUGCUGGUCUGGAAAUAUGUAGAUACAUGUGAGUGUAUAAUGUAUUGCACGCCAUCAGGUGAGAGUUGUGCCAACCAGGAAAACUACACAUUUUUCAGUGAGUUUGGGACGGACAUGCCAUGGCCUGUGCUGUACAUGACUCACCUGCAAUUUUUUUUGGGUCAAAUUAUAGUUGAUCACAUGAACCUGUAUAAUAGCAUAAACAUUGCUCAAUAUGCAGACAGAAUUCAGCACUUACAUCCCGGAUUGCAAGUUACAAGAAGUACGCAUGC